GUGGAUAGUACUGAGACCAUCAAAAAGUAUUGUGUCCUGGUCUCCUAUGUAGGAUCUCAGUUUGAUGUGGAAGGUAGCUAAUUUUAAACUUCUUCUUCAAGGUUAUAUUUGUUGAGCUAAAGUGAAAGUACCAGUCAGUGCGUAGAUUUUGGGAGGCAAAUUAAGAGGCUGAAUUUGUAAUUGAAUAUGAUUUUCUAUCUUGUGGAUACAAGAGGCUGAAAUUGAUUUCAUGGAUAAUUGCAUUAAGUAACAGAAUGAUUCUUAGCCUUUGGUGAGAACUAUCGGUGUAAUGGCAAGUGGCAUUACUUCUUGCUACCAAAGCCGUGUUGGUUGAGGCCAUUUCUAUGCAGAAAUCUCUUAGUGUUUUCUUUUUCUAUUCUAAUGUUACUCUAGUUUGUGGGAGGUCUGAUCACACGAAAGAUAUGGAGUUGGAGUGUCGCAUUUUUCAGCCCAUGAUGUCUCCUGUGAGACUAAUUACAGGAGACAUCAUUACAGGUAAGUGAAUUAGUUACCAUGUAGAAAAGAAAUGUUAUGGCCUGCCAAAUUAAAUAGCUAUUCCCCUUUAGAUGGAUAGGUAAUGUCAGUAAUGUUCAUUAGUAUGUUUGAAGCAUGGAAAUAUUGGCAAGCAACUGAGAAAAGUACUAAUCAGUGAUAUAUUUUGUAGGUGGUCAUGCAGAUAUACUCGAUAAAAUUGAAAGGGCAGUGACAGAAAGCUGUCUUGCAGCACAAGGUGUGUGUGAGCAAAGGUAUGAAGCAAUGCUUGAUGUCUCAAUUUUAUCUUAAAAUGUAUAUGAAAAAUAAUGUAAAGAGUGCAAAGGUCACAAAGCCUCACUCUGUAACCCUUAAUGCCCCAUGCCUGAUAGACACUGUCUUGUGAAAGAGGCAAUAAAAUUUAUUAUGUUAGUGGUACCUGUAAAAAUCAAUCUUUUAGCUGUCAUAUAAGUUAAAAUAAAAUCUUUUUAUACCUUUAGAAAACUGUUGGAGGAUAGAAGAGAGUUCCGAAGAGUACAAGAGGAUGAACUCAGACAA
Molecule: messenger RNA, 1029 nt
Organism: Pocillopora meandrina
Lineage: Eukaryota; Metazoa; Cnidaria; Anthozoa; Scleractinia; Pocilloporidae
Source: the annotation of a GenBank genome assembly